UUUACUAUUUUUAAAAUCCUAUGACUGUGAAAUUGACCGAAAUGGACCAUGAAUUUGCUAGGGCCCUAAAUAUGAUAAUGCCUUGCAAUAUCUGUGGGAGUGAUCUUACUUUAUGAUGUUUGUGUAUCAUUGGUGGCCAGGGACUGUAUGUAAUGCCAUUGGGGAAGGUGACCACAGUUCCUCCAGGAACGAAGAACAGUGGGGGGUGACUAGGAAAAUUCACUCAGCUUGUAGCACCUCCAGACAAGUACCCCAUCUGGAGAGGCUCAAAAAUAUUGGUUCAAACUGGAUUCUCCAGAGACCAACAGACAAAGAAACAUUUCUUGAUUAAAUACCCUGAGUUUAAAUUGACUCAGGGCUGCUUUUCUCAUACAGCAAAUGGAUAGGACCUUCUGUCCAAGGGGAGCUCCACACCUUCCAGAGAAGUGUUGGAAGGACUGUAGCCUACUGAGGCCCCUGUAGCCUACAGAAGACUGAAUGGUGACCUCUGAUGCUGAUCUGCCUCUUCCCAGAGUUACUCAGGAAAAGCUGCACAUUCUUUGCAGCGCUGUUGCUGAUUUUCCAAGGGGCAGCUGAAGCAGAGGGAACCCUAGAGAGAAAAGCUGCAGCUGUGGGAUCCUCAGUGUUCCUGCCUAAAGGCGAUGAAGUUCCUGCACUGGGAAUAUCUAAAUGGCACCGCGUCCCACUUCAUUGUGCAGUACCACGAAGGUUCACCAGAUCCAACUGCCCAUGCACCCUCUGGAGGCAGAGUCAUUUUCUAUCCAGCCAAUGGAUCCCUCUUGCUGGAAAAUGUGCAAGAGACAGACAAUGGGAUCUAUGGAGCAGUGAUCAAUAUAGUAGAAAGUGAAGCAAGGAGAACCCUGCUGGAAGUUCUCAAGCCUGUGUCCCGGCCUCGGAUAUGGAGCAAUUCUCUUCUGGUACAGUCAACUAUUGAGUUAUUCUGUGACGUGUCAGAGGGCAGAGUGGACACUAUUGUUUGGAAGAAGGAUGGGAAACCCCUUCCACAGGAGAGAGAUUUCUGCCUCUCCAAAAAUCUCAGGAUUUUGAACACACCAGAAGGGCAGAAAUCAGACUGUGGCUCCUAUUCCUGCAAUGUCAGCAAUGAGAUCAGCUGGCAGGAAUCCUCAGUGAAUUUGACCAUCGCAGUAAAGAGCUGGGAAUAAAUAGGACUUAAUCAAAAAGAAAACCCAAAGCUCCAGCAUCUCCGAGUCCUGCCGGGCUGCCCUAACUUGACAGUCAAGAGGUGGUGAGAUCUUUUUUUUUUUAGUUUCUUCAGCUUUCCCAUUACCUUUGGAUUCAUUCUCUGGGUAUCUCACCUGCAUUGCAAGAUAGUCUGAGAAUUUUUGUGGUUGCACUGGUGUUUGCUGCUGUCUCAAGAUGGGGCUUAAUUGUCCCGUUUUGUCAACCAGAGAAGCUGAGAAUUAGUAAGUAUGCGAUCUCUUUGCCUGUGGAUUUCAGACAGUAUGUCCAGUGAAAGCAAAGUCAAGUCUGUGGCUUAUUCUGUGCAUCAACAUCAUUAUUAUUAUUUAUUAUUCUUUGAAAAUAUGUCAUUUAAAUUUUAGAAAAUUCCUUUUUCAACAACAAA
Molecule: messenger RNA, 1585 nt
Organism: Chelonia mydas (Green sea turtle)
Lineage: Eukaryota; Metazoa; Chordata; Testudines; Cheloniidae
Product: carcinoembryonic antigen-related cell adhesion molecule 3-like
Exons: 5
Coding region: 642-1163 (173 amino acids)
Source: RefSeq, a predicted model, not a curated record